AUGUCCAGAUAUUCCGGUGAUAUAAGUCAUGAGACGGAUUGCACUCUUAUGUUGUCCAAUAGUGCUGGGACGAGCGCCAUCGCAUGUACCAAUGGAGGUAGCAGUAAUGGCCGGUCAGAUGCACCAUCUGGCUGGAAAUUUACCGGGCCAGGGAUGAGGCGUCAAGCCAGCGUUUCCAAUACUGCGGAUGAACUCCUUUCUCGACAUGGAAAAAAUGAAGACCAGGUAAAGAGCAAAGAGGCAAGUGAGGAGGAGGUGGAUGCUUUGUCAGGCCGGUGGCGGCCCGAGUUGCAGCGACGUGUUUCAAGAGCAGAACUUUUUGCUGAUGAAUUGGCACUACCGCUUGGUUGGACGGAAAGCCUUGUGUCGAUGACAGCCGAUGGUCAAUCUAUAUCCGACAGCGAUGACGACUCUAAUAUCUAUCAUACCGGUUGGUGUGCUCGUACCGCGCCAUCACACCCUAUGGAAAAAUCGCCUUCACUAAGCCAUUUAGUUACGUCGUGUGGGGGUCUAGAAUAUGAGGCUUCCGGACCAAGAGACAUUUUGUACCAUUCAUUGAAUUUCUCGGCUUCCACAUCCACACAUACUUCCUCGUCCUCUUCCUCAUCCACUCCGCCCUUCUCUCGCUGCCCAUCACCUGGACCAGUCGCUUCAUCAGCCACUGUAUCACUUAGACCACUGGCCCCCCCGGCCCUUUCGCCCAUUGAAGGUGACGAAGGCCGUCUCUUGCACCAAGCCCGGGAGAAAGUGAAACGAAAGAAGCAUAAGAAAUCAAUGGCCCUUCAGGACCCAGAUAGGGCGUCUGUUUUAAGUGAGACAAAACCUUAA
This is a messenger RNA of Protopolystoma xenopodis, 828 nucleotides long. NCBI's taxonomy places the organism in Eukaryota, Metazoa, Platyhelminthes, Monogenea, Polystomatidea, Polystomatidae. The record is from the annotation of a GenBank genome assembly.